Messenger RNA from Hippocampus zosterae (dwarf seahorse), 4543 nucleotides. It is a transcript of the gene ninl, whose product is annotated as ninein-like. Gene Ontology annotation, biological process: microtubule anchoring at centrosome. Gene Ontology annotation, cellular component: centrosome. The transcript has 30 exons. Lineage: Eukaryota; Metazoa; Chordata; Actinopteri; Syngnathiformes; Syngnathidae. The coding region runs from base 125 to 4279 and encodes 1384 amino acids. The record is from RefSeq and is a predicted model, not a curated record.
GGAAGUAGCCUCCGCUCUUCGAGGACAAUUGGCUGGCUCCGCCAGUGGACGAGCGAAAAAGACAAGCACGGAUGAACCAGAAGCAUGAAAAACAAGCCAAAUUAACUGCGCGAGAUGCGGCGGCAUGGAGGAGGCGGAGCAAAGCGUCUACGUGGCCCAGCUGAAGGCGGAGUUCGACAGCUGCGACACGGCCUCCUCGGGCUUCCUGGGGCCGCAGGAAGUGACGGCGCUGUGCAGGAAGUUGCAUCUGGACGCUCACCUGCCGCUCAUGCUGGACUCGCUGCUGGGACGAGGAGGAGGCGGGGCCUACGGCAGGGUGGACUUUGAAGCGUUCAAAGACAGCUUUGUGGAGGUUCUGUCCCGCUCGCUGGACUUGACGUCCGACGACGACGGCAGCAGUUACCCGCAGCCAGUUGCCGUCGACGACGACGAAGUGAAGCCAAAGUUCACCAAGGGCAAAAAACGUUACGGCCGCCGCUCGCGUCCCGACGUGACGCCGUCGCAAACGUCGGCCGGCUCGCCGGCGCCCGGCGGCGACGGCGCCCGGACCUCGCCGACGGGUCUGCGCGGGUCCAAAGUCCGCCGAGCCGCCUCUCUGGACAGUGUGGAGAGCUUGAAGUCGGAUGAGGAGGCGGCAAGUCCCGAGCGCGGCUCCUCGGCAGACUUUCAGCCAAAAGAUGACACAAAUGCCGCUUCCGAGGAAGAAGCCGAGGAGUCGGGGUGUGAUCACCUGAUUGGUCGAGAGCCGGGCACUCAGGUGCGCCACAACUCGGAGCAGGUCACACUUGCGCACUUCCAGAACCUUCUGUGUGGCUCCUCCCCCAUCUGCUGCUCUACACCGCACAGGACGCCGGCAGCGCCGGAGGUCGGGUCGCGACCGGAGGAUGGCUUGGCGCACCGCACCUCGCCGUCGCUGUUGACGGCCACGCCAGAUCCUAAAGUCCUCAGCCGGCUGGAUGACGGCUCGGGUUGCACCAGUCCCGAGAGAUUGGUCGCUCUUUGGACCGACGAGGGCGUCCGCGACGCUCGUGAUAUCCUCCAGACGCUGGACUUCCCUGCGGAGGAGCGGGUGAGUUUGUGCGAGCUGACGCUGGCCCUCGACAACGAACUCCUGGGCAGCGGCAACGGAAUCCACCGCGCGGCACUCAUCAGCUACAAGAAUGAAAUCCAGCACCUACGGGAGUGUUGGGAGCAGGCGCGCGGCGAGCGCGACAAGGCCAAAGCAGACCUGGACCGGGCCGAACGCAGGAACCUGCAGUUGCUGCGCGAGGCGGACGAGCGACUCGCAGGCACGGAGGCACUCAGCCGGACCAGGAUCAGAGAGCUGGAGCAGGACUUUCGGGAGCGUCUGACGGCACAGCGCGGCCAAGCGGAGCAGGAGAGCGACGCUGCCGCGCAACAGCUGGAACAGGAACGCCGAGAACUGGGACGGCAACUGAGCGCGCUCGAGGCGCGGGAGGCGGACCUACGGGAGGAGCUCGCUGCCGCCGCGCAGGAGAAGGCUCAUCUGGAGGAGGAGCUAGGGGACCUAAAGCACAGGCUGAGUGAGGCCGAAAACGGAGCCCAACGUCUGCGAGACGACUUGAAGCAGCUGCUGCACCACAAGUUUGGCGGCUUGGACGACGUCGGCGUGGCACUCCACCCCGAAGACCAAUUCGCGCGACUCCUGCAAGAGUCCGAGCGCCGGUGCAGAGAGCUGCGGGACAAAAACGACGAGCUGUGCGUCGAGUUGGAGUUGCUAAGGAGUCACAAGAAGAGCCACGGGAAGUCAGUCGAGCGCGCCGUCACGCUAAGCCGAGCUGAACCGGCGUCUUCCGGCGAGUCCGAAUCUGACGAUCAAGACAUGAAGCACCGCUCACCUUCUCCCGGUCGCGCCGCAGUCACUCCGGAUGACGCGGUGGCGGCCGUCAGCAUCGAGACGGAAUUUGCGGUGGAGAAGCUGAAGGCCAAACACAAGCAGGAGAUCCAGCAACUCAACGUCCAGAUGGAGACGCAGGUCAACUACUACGAGCGCAGUCUGGACAGGAUGAGGCGGAGCAUGGAAGUGGAGCGCAAAGACAUCGCUCAGGCCUUCAAGAUGGAAAUCAGCGAGCUGGAGGAUCAGAAGGCCGAGGCGGAGCGUCAGGCCAAGAUUCUGAAGGAGGCGCUGGAUAAACUUCACGAUGGGCUCCAACAUGGCAGCUGGUCUUCGGAGAUGGAGCGCAGGAUGCAACGGGAGCGAGCCGACUCGGAGCAGAACUUUGCCCGAGAGAUCGGAAACUUGGUCCAGAGGCUGAGCGCUGACAAGGACCAGUUGGAGGCGGAGCUUAAACUCAAGAUGGACCAGGAAGUCAUGAAAGUCAGGGAGGAGGCGGCGCUGGAGCUCUCGCAGAUGAAGCUGCAUCACGCCGAAGGUCAGCGACGCCUGCUGCACCUGCAGAGACAGCAGCAGCAGCUCCGGCAACAAAAGACCUGCCUGGAGCGGGAGAAGAAGAAGAAGAAGAAGAUGGAGGAGAGAAGGCUGCAAGAGAAGGAACUUCUCCAGCAAGAAAAGAGAACGCUGGAGGAGGAAGAGAAGGAAAUGAUACGGAUGGAGGACCAAAUGAAGAAAAGGACCCUGGAGGAGCAGAAGCAUGACCGGGAGGAGCCAAUCUGGCCGCAGAAGCUCGAGGACCAGGAGGUCGUCCAUCCGGAGGCCGGAUCUUGUCCAGGGGAGCGGGCCGCAGAGCCCGACGUUCUCCGCGUGGGGCUCCUGCGGGAGGCUCUGAAGCGGGAGCGCGCCACCGUCUCGCUGCUGCGCUCCAGCCUGGCCCGGGAGAAGGAGGAGGUGGUACGUUUGAGCCUGGAGAAGCGCGGCUACAUGACCAUGGCGGACCAGCUCUCCGCUCAGAUUGUGGAGAUGGAAGAGGAGAUGGAAGCCCUGCAGGAGGACGCCAAAGUCGGACUCGAAAGCUUUGACAAGCAGAAGAUGAAGAAACAACUAUUGGAGAUGGAAAACCUGGUUGUUCUACUCCAGGACCUGGACCGAGACCGCGAGGCUCCCCCGAGGACUCAUCUGGAGGAGGCGCACUCUGACAACGCCGCCCUGCAGGAGCGUCUUUGUGCCCUGCAGCAGGAAGUUGACAAGCUGGACGACGAGGUUGCCAACAAAAGGAGGAAGUUGAAGGAGAUGGAGCAGCAUCGUGAGAGCAGCAGACAGGAAGUGGAGAGGCUACAUCAAGAGACGGCGGCGUACCGACAGGAAGUGGUCAGUCUGAGCGGUAGAAACGCUGAGCUGAGCGCCGCCAACGCCGAGCUGAGCGCGCGCCUGCAAGAGCGCCAGGAAAGACACGAGGCCUUGGUGCGGCAACUGCAGGAAGAGGCGCAGCUUCAGCGGGAGCAGACGCUACGGCUGGAGGAGGAGCUUCGCGGCUGCAAGCGCAAGGUGAGCGAGAUGGAGGCGGAGCUUAGCGCGGCUGCGGCCGAGAGGCAGAGGGUGAAGGCGGAGCUCCGGAGAGAAGACGCACUUGGCGGUGACACGGCAGAGAGGAGGCGCGACGCUUCCGGUGUUUUCACAUUUCAGGCGGGACAUCCGCCCCGGGACGCGCCCUCGUCACGCCGGGACGACGAGAAGCUCGGCCACGCCCAGGAAGUGACCGACCUGCGCAGGAAGCUGCAAGAUUCCCACAGGAAGGCGCAGGAGUCGGAGUCCAGCAACAGGAAGCUGAUGAAGGACAACCAGGAGAAGGACGCGCACAAUCGGCAGCUAUUCCAGCAGGUGCAGCAGCUGCUCCAGGAUCAGCAGAAGCUGAGCAAGCAAGUGUCGCGUGCACAAAUGGCCCAGGCGCAGGCCGAGGGGCAGGCUGAUCUGGUGCGGCAGGAAGGGGCGGGGCUCGGCGAGAAGGCAGAGCAGCUGCAGGCUCAGCUGCAGGAGGAGCAGAGGCGGAGUCUGCGGCUGGAGGAGGAGCUACACCUCUGCGCUGGCCAGAGCUCCGCCCUCAUCGGCCUCAAGGAGGAGCAGCACGAGAAGGCGCUGGCGGCGGCGCAGCAGAAGACGCAGGAGCUGGAAGUCAAGCUGAAGGCAUCUCGCGUCGUCCUCAACGAGAAGGUCCAGCAGCUCCAACAGCAGAUGGCGAAGAACGUCAAGUCCAGCGUGAUGUUAAAGGAGCUCUACGUGGAGAACUCGCAGUUGAUGAAAACGCUGCAGCAGACUGAACGGCGUCACAAAAACGCCCAGCAAGACAAAAUUGUGCUGGAGGAGAAGGUUGGCGCCCUCUACCGGCUGCUCGAGGAAAUCGUGCCGGCCGCGCUCAACGUGUAGACGUGGAUGGUGGUGGAUUGGUGACCCGAUGAGCCCUUUUUUUGUCGUUUCCGCAUCGCAAAAAAGUUCUGAUUUAGUCGUCACGUUGACAAUGCCGUUCCAAGAAAUUUGUUUUGGUGGUCAACGCCAUGUAGGGCCUGCACCUGUAUCAGGUGGCUUCCCAACGCCAUCCCGGAUAUUCUUCUUAUUCCUCAAUUUGGGUUUCGACAGAAUUCCACAUUUGCUACUCUUUCAUUCCUAAUAAAACAUUGAACAACAAGGAAA